Molecule: messenger RNA, 1992 nt
Organism: Chrysochloris asiatica (Cape golden mole)
Lineage: Eukaryota; Metazoa; Chordata; Mammalia; Afrosoricida; Chrysochloridae
Product: arachidonate 12-lipoxygenase, epidermal-type-like
Exons: 14
Coding region: 4-1992 (662 amino acids)
Biological process (GO): lipid oxidation; linoleic acid metabolic process
Cellular component (GO): cytosol; plasma membrane
Molecular function (GO): arachidonate 15-lipoxygenase activity; protein binding; arachidonate 12(S)-lipoxygenase activity
Source: RefSeq, a predicted model, not a curated record
AAGAUGGGCAAGUACACGAUCCGUGUGGCCACCGGGGACUCGAUUUUGGCCGGCUCUUGCAACCCGGUGCAGCUGUGGCUGGUGGGAGAGCAUGGGGAGGCAGACCUCGGGAAGCAGCUGAGGCCGGUGUGGGGCAAGGAGACGGAGUUUGAGAUAGAAGUUCCCCUACACCUGGGUCGCCUCCUGCUGGUGAAGCUGCGUAAACACAGCGUACUGUUGAAUGUCGACUGGUUCUGCAAGUGGAUCCGCGUGCAGGGCCCUGGGACUCGAGGGGAAGCCCUCUUCCCCUGUUAUGGCUGGAUGCAGGACGACGGGAUUCUCUGUCUACCCGAGGGCACUGCCCGGACAGCGAGUGAUGACCCCCAGAAGCUGCUUAAGAGACACAGGGAACAGGAGCUGGAGGAAAGAAGGAAGGUUUACAGGUGGGGCUCCUGGAAAGAUGGGUUAAUCCUGCCUAUAGCAGGGAGCAGCCUGGGAGACCUUCCCAGAAAUGAGAGAUUCCUCCAGGAUAAAGAUUUUGACUUCACUUUCAAUCUGGCGAAAGUGUUGAAGGACUUGGCCAUCAAGGGGUCUUUGGAUUUCAUAAAGACUGUAAAAAGAUUGAGCGAUUUCAACCAAGUAUUCCCAUGUGGAAAGACUGCCCUGUCUGAGAGGGUUCGAGUUUCCUGGAAGGAUGAUACCCUCUUUGGGUACCAGUUCCUCAAUGGUGCUAACCCCAUGCUCCUGAGGCGUUCCAAGAGGCUCCCUGCCCGACUGGUGUUGCCUCCAGGGAUGGAAGACUUGAAGAUCCAGCUGGAGAAAGAACUUCAGGCUGGAUCUCUGUUUGAAGCUGAUUUCUCCCUGCUGGAUGGGGUCAAGCCCAACACCAUCAUUUGCAAGCAGCAGUAUGUUGCUGCCCCUCUGGUUAUGCUGAAGCUUGAGCCUGACGGACAACUCUUACCCAUAGUCAUCCAGCUCCAGCCACCUCAUUAUGGAUGUCCCCAUCCUCUGCUGUUCCUGCCCUCAGACCCUCCCAUGACGUGGCUCCUGGCCAAGAUUUGGGUCCGGAGCUCUGAUUUCCAGCUACACCAAUUGCAGUCACACCUGCUGAGGGGACAUAUGAUGGCCGAGGUUAUUUCUGUGGCCACCAUGAGAAGCCUGCCCAGCCUGCAUCCUGUCUAUAAGCUCCUGAUUCCCCAUUUUCGUUAUACCAUGGAAAUCAACAUCCUGGCCCGGAGAAAUCUUGUCUCUGAAUGGGGAAUUUUUGAUCUGGUGGUGAGCACUGGCCGUGGAGGACAUGUGGACGUACUGCAGAGAGCCACCGCUUGUUUGACCUAUCGCUCCUUCUGCCCUCCGGAUGACCUGGCUGACCGUGGGCUCCUGGAUGUGAAGUCAUCUCUCUAUGGCCAAGAUGCCCUCAGACUAUGGACAAUCAUCAACAGGUAUGUGAAGAGCAUGAUGGCUCUUUUCUAUAAGGGUGAUGAAGCUGUAAAGGAUGAUCCAGAGCUGCAAGCCUGGUGCCGAGAGAUCACUGAGACUGGAUUGCAGGGGGCCCAGGAUCGAGGGUUCCCCAUCUCUUUAGAGUCCUGGGACCAGCUCUGCCAUUUUGUUACCAUGUGCAUCUUCACCUGCACUGCUCAGCAUGCUUCUGCCCACCUGGGCCAGCUGGACUGGUACUCAUGGAUCCCUAAUGGCCCAUGCACCAUGCGGAAACCCCCACCCAUGUCCAAGAAUGUGACAGAGAGAGAUAUAGUGGACUCACUGCCUACUCUGCAGCAAGCCCGAGUGCAGAAGACUUUCACAAAGUUCCUUGGAAGACAGCAGCCUGUUAUGGUGGCCUUAGGGCAGCACAAGGAGGAAUAUUUCUCAGGCCCUGAGCCCCAAGCUGUGCUGAAGCAAUUCCAAGUGGAGUUGGCUGCUAUGGACAAGGAGAUUGAGAUCCGGAAUAAGAGGCUGGACCUGCCCUAUGAGUACCUUAGACCCAGCAUGGUAGAGAACAGCGUGACCAUCUGA